UGGUAAGCCCAGUCUUUUUAACCGUGCCGCCAUCCGCCAUAUUUGAAUGAGGUUCGAUUUCGUUGUGUAAAUAGCCCCAACUUUAUUUUCUAUCCUUUCUUCCUAUUCAUGGAUCUAUUUGGCGACCUUCCUCCCCCAGUGUCUGAAACCUCGACCCGGGGAGAGCCAUCAAACCUGAAUGGUAGUGACAAGUGUAUUGAUCUGUUUGGAGACCUCCCUCCCCUGGAGAGUAGUGAAUCCAGGGGGGAGAAGAGGAAAGCUGAGGAGAUAAGCAAAGAUAAUGUCAAAAAACUUGCUACAGGUGUAAAACUCUAUAAAUUGAAGGGAUUUUUUGCUGAAAGAAAAGGAGAGCGUGAGGAAAUGCAGGAUGCUCACGUUAUUAGGGAUGAGUACUACCCUGAACCCGGGCGGGGGGAUGAUGUUCAGAGGAUGGCUUAUUAUGCUGUGUUUGAUGGUCAUGCUGGUCCAAGGGCUUCUUUGUUUGCUGCUGAACACCUGCAUGAAAACAUCAAGAGCAGAAUGCCAAAAGGCAGUAUAACUGGCAAGGACAAAGAAAUCAAGAAGUGUCUUGUUGAUGCUUAUACCCUAACAGAUGAACAGUUCUUACAUGAGGCCUCAAAGGGCACUCCUGUUUGGAAAGAUGGCUCUACUGCAGUCUCUGUACUGGUCAUCAAUAACACUUUGUAUGUUGCUAAUCUAGGUGACAGUAAGGCACUCGUCUGCAGAUGUGACAGCGCUGGCAAAAUAUCAGUAGUACGGCUUUCUAAGGACCAUUCACCAACAGGGUAUGAUGAAAGAAUGAGGAUCCAAAAAGCUGGUGGAUAUGUCAAAGAUGGGCGUGUCUUAGGGGUGCUUGAGGUAUCUCGAUCUAUCGGUGAUGGCAGAUUCAAGCGCUGUGGUGUUAUCUCCACUCCUGAUAUUAUGAGGUGUACUCUAACUGACAGUGACCGGUUUCUAUUACUAGCCUGUGAUGGACUUUGGAAAGGAUUCUCUGUUGAUGAAGCUGUCAAGUACAUCAGCAAAAUUUUAGAUGAUGACUCAUUGGCUACAAAACAAGAAUCAAGCACUAAGCAAGUGACAAAUGAGGAACCUGGACUGGACCCAGUGGAAGCACGAUUCCAGCUUGCAUGUGACAGAAUCGCUAGUGAUGCUGUAAGGAAUGGGAGCUCUGAUAAUGUAACUGUAAUGCUGGUUUCAAUAACAGGAGACAACCAACCAAGCACUUUCCACACAUCAGACAAUAAGUCAAAUACUGUGCACAUACCAGAUAGCUGACCAAGCACUGUCCACACACCAGACAACCACACAAAAACACUGUCCACACACCAGACAACCAACCAAGCACAUUCCACACACCAGGCAACCAUCCAAGCAAUGUCCACACACCAGACAACCACACAAAAACACUGUCCACACACCAGACAACCACACAAAAACACUGUCCACACACCCAACCAAGCACAGUCCACACACCAGGCAACCAUCUAAACACUGUCCACACACCAGACAACCAUCCAAGCAAUGUCCACACACCAGACAACCAUCUAAACACUGUCCACACACCAGACAACCAACCAAGCACAGUCCACACACCAGACAACCAACCAAGCAAUGUCCACACACCAGACAACCAUCUAAACACUGUCCACACACCAGACAACCAUCCAAGCACAGUCCACACACCAGACAAACAACUAAGCACUGUCCACACACAAGACAACCAAUCAAGCACUGUCCACACACCAGACAACCAACCAAGCAAUGUCCACGCACCAGACAACCAUCUAAACACUGUCCACACACCAGACAACCAUCCAAGCACAGUCCACACACCAGACAAACAACUAAGCACUGUCCACACACAAGACAACCAAUCAAGCACUGUCCACACACCAGACAACCAACCAAGCACAGUCCACACACCAGACAACCAACCAAGCACAGUCCACACACCGGGCAGCCAACCAAGUGCUGUCCACACACAAGACAGUCAACCAGAAGGCACUCUAUAGGAAUUUUAAAUCUUAGAUAAGGACUCACAACCGGACAAACGUUUGUGAGACCAGGUAAUCAUUAUUGCCUCCAUGCACUCUGUAACAUUUUAAUCUAAAUAUAUUUUGCAGUUGGUUCAUUUCUCCCCCCCCCCCCCCCCCCUUCUCAACUAGUUUGUUGUACAAAAUGCUCUUUUUAUAACAUCAAUAACAAUGGCUGCAGAACUAUGGACAAUAAAAUUUAUUUGUCUGAAUAAA
Messenger RNA from Nematostella vectensis (starlet sea anemone), 2249 nucleotides. RefSeq names its product integrin-linked kinase-associated serine/threonine phosphatase 2C. The transcript is spliced from 12 exons. Gene Ontology annotation, biological process: protein dephosphorylation. Gene Ontology annotation, molecular function: protein serine/threonine phosphatase activity; cation binding. The record is from RefSeq and is a predicted model, not a curated record. Lineage: Eukaryota; Metazoa; Cnidaria; Anthozoa; Actiniaria; Edwardsiidae. The coding region runs from base 109 to 1275 and encodes 388 amino acids.